AUGGCUUUCUUGAUCAAGAGCAUGAUUGGGAACCCCUUGUCAGGAAUUGGUCUUGGUGGUGGAGCUGACAAAGAAGAGGAGGCCGCCCCCACAGAUCCAGCCAAAGCAGCAGGGAUGACGCGUGAGGAAUAUGAAGAGUAUCAAAAACAGGUGGUGGAGGAGAAGAUGGAGAGAGAUGCAGAUUUCUUACACAAGAAGGCCGAGAGGGCAACACUCAGGGUGUGCCUCAGAGAAAAAUACAGGCUGCCAAAGAGCGAGCAGGAUGACAACAUGAUUGAGAUAGCCGGGGACGACGUGGACGUGCCCGAAGAGCUGCUCAAGAUGGUGGACGAGGACGCCACGGAGGAGGAGGACAAGGACUCCAUCAUGGGCCAGUUUCAAAACUUGCAGAACAUGGACAUGGACCAGCUGAAGGAGAAGGCCUCGGCCACCGUCACCGAGCUGAAGAGCAAAGCGGAGGAGAAGUGCUCCGUCAUGUGA
Messenger RNA from Cottoperca gobio, 480 nucleotides. RefSeq names its product complexin 4a (gene cplx4a). Gene Ontology annotation, molecular function: syntaxin binding. Bases 1 to 480 code for a protein of 159 amino acids. The transcript has 3 exons. The record is from RefSeq and is a predicted model, not a curated record. Gene Ontology annotation, biological process: regulation of neurotransmitter secretion; neurotransmitter transport; synaptic vesicle exocytosis. Gene Ontology annotation, cellular component: terminal bouton; SNARE complex. NCBI's taxonomy places the organism in Eukaryota, Metazoa, Chordata, Actinopteri, Perciformes, Bovichtidae.